AUGGAUCCUCUAUAUUAAAUCUAUAGAUAUCAUCUGAAACAAUAGAAUUUCAAUUAUCCCUAUCAAAUUUGUUUUUAAUAUGGGAUUUGGUCCAAAUAUAAUCCUCUUAGUAUUAUUUCCUAGGUAGGAUUAAUAGGAAUUUUUGACAGUAAUUGUUACUAAUUUCAUCAUGCUGUUGAAUAAACUACAAAAUCUCUUAUUUUAAUUUACUAUGUUUGUAUAGAUUAAGAAAAGAUGUCAAUUAACAAAUUUAUUGAAUUCUCAAAUGAUUUUGGCGAAUAGUUUAAAUUUGAAGUUCCAAUUGAUAUAUUUCAAUUAGAAGAUUAAUGGUAUUAUUUUGGAAUAGCUUAAUGGCCAAGUUUAAAUAGAUGCGAAAUAAUAAUAUUUUCAGAGAAAUAAGUAUUGUUCUCAAAGAUUAUAUCUAUUUCAUACAUAUAUCAAAAUUAAGACAUAAUAUUAACUGUUGGAGGUGGAUUUGUUGUAAAUAAGUCUAAAAUUAAUACUUUAGAAUAAGGCAGAUUGUUUUCAUAUUUUCCUGGAACUAUAUAUAUUGAUUUUUUUGAAAUUACAGCUACAACCCCAGGAACUGAUUUGGAGGUUUUAGCAAAAGAAAUAUUUACAUAUGAUUAUUUAUGUUAAAUUAAUACUGAAAUUCAGAUUAGUGAUUAAGAAUUAAGUUGGCUUGAUUAAUACUUUUAUUCUUCAGAGAACAUUAACUGGGAUUCUUUUACAUUAUCAGGUUGGCUUAAAAUAUUAAAAAUUGUUAAUGUAUCAAAUGAAUUUAUUUAUGAAUUUUUUAAAUUAGGUCCAAAUUUUGAAAAUUCUAGAUUAUCUAAUCCCAAUUACAGUCCUUUUAUUUUUUAUUAUAAGAUCUCACCAUCAAAUAAUUAAAUUAUAAUUACAACUUAUAGUUAUACAAUACCAUUUUUAGGUUUAGAUCUUUAAAAUAACCCAUUUAUUAUUAAAAAGUCAUUAGAUAUUACAAAUAACUUGUAUUUAUGGCAUAAAUUCUCAGUUAAGUAAUAAUAGAAUAAAAUUACAAUAAAUAUUAAAUUUUGGGAAGGACAUAAUAUUUAUGAAUAUAGUGUAUAAUUUGAUGUAAUCUAAUUUCAUAGGGUUCAAUAUAAAUUAACUUAUGGUAAUAAUUAAUAAUCGCCUGAAAAUUAUUUAAAUAUAAAAGUUUAAAAUCUAAUAUUUUUGAAUUGUGAAUCUGAAUAUUAUCAAUCAAAUUGUCAUUCUAAUUGUUUAGAAUGUGAUGGACCUAAUGAUAAUGAUUGUUUAUCUUGUUCGGUAGAAUCUAGAAGAAUAUAUUUACCUGAUUAAAAGUCAUGUAUCUGUCCUUAUGAUCUUGUAGAAGAUGAAAAUUGUAAAUCAUAUGAAGAUUACAAUUUUGAAUAGGUAGAAGAAUAUAUAUAAAAAGAUUAAAAUUAAUGUUAAUAUGGAUAUUUUGAAUUAGGUGAAGAUUGUAUUUAAUGGUAUUAUAAUUUAAGUAUAUAAUUAUUAGUCCUUCAAUUAAAAGAGACAAUUAUUUAACCUGCUUAGAAUGUCUUUAAAAUCCUAAAGAUUGGGGUUAAAAUCCUAUUUGCAUAAAUAAUAUAUAUUUAGAUUCUAAUGGCAACAUACAUUAGAAAAUAUAAGAUAUGAUAGAAUCUAAAUAUCUAUUUGAUGGAAUAGAUUUGAAGUUUUGUGAAGAAUGUGAAUAAGAUUCUAUUUCUAAUCCAGAAAAUAUUAUAAGAGAUUAUUUUAUUACUUCAAUUUAAUUUAAAGAAUUUUGUUUAUAAAAUAAAUUUGAUUUAGAAACAGCAAUUAACUUUGAUAAUUAGAUAUGCUAUGAUUGUGGAAUAUAUUUAUGUAAAAUUUGUAUUAUCUCAAUAAAUGGUUUCAUGUGUACAAAAUGUUAAUCUAAUAUUUAAGUAAAAAAUGGAAAAUGCACAGUAGGUGAUCUUUUAUCUAAAGAAAAAGAAGAUCUUAGAUGUAUAUAACCUUUAUAUAAAAAUUCAAUGAAAUAAUGUUAAUUAUGUUAAAUUGAAAAUUGUAUUUAUUGUUUUGAAUAUUUAAGUAACGAUUUAUCAAAAUCUACCUUAUAUUUAGAUUUUGAAACUUUUCUAAUUAAUGAAAACUUUAAAGUUGGAUGUGCAUUAUGUAAAAAUAAUUUCAUAUUUAAUUUUAUUACUGGAAAAUGUAUAUAUUAAUAGCCAUAGAUUAAAAAUUGUGCAAGAUCAUUUAUUAAUUAAGAUAAUUAAGAAGUAUGUACUUUAUCUUCUAAUGAAGAUUUUAAUGUUUCUCCAGAAAUUUCUAAUUGUCAAAAAUAUUUAUCUAAUUGUUUACAAUGUAUAAUGACUCCUGAAUCUAUAAUAAAAUGUAUAAUUUGUUAAAUUGGAUAUACUACUUAAAUUAUAUCAGGAUAAUGUAAACCAAACAAUAUAGAAAAUGCUAAAAUUGUAAUAUAAGGUGAUUUUCUGUAUUAUGAUGGAUUUAUGCAAAGACUACAAAGUUUUAUGAUUUAAUUCCUGCCAAAUUAAUAUUUUUAUUUAAGAGCCUAGGGAAAUUAUAGAACUUCAAAUUAAAUAAUUGAAUGUUAAGAUGGUUAUAAACUAAACUCUAAUUUCAGAUGUAAUAAAUAUUGUAGUUCAGAAUGUUAAUCCUGUUCAUAUUCUAACAUUGAAAGCAGUUUUUAAUGUUUAAAAUGUCCAUUAAACUAAUAUAAGACUUUUAUUAGAUCAUAAGAAUCAGGUUCUUGUUUAUAAUGUCCUUAAUUUUGCGAAGUUUGUUAAAAUCGUUCAGAUAAUGAAUUAAAAGUAAUAAAAAUAUAUAUUUUUAGAAUUAUAAAGAUAGCACUUCAAAGUAUUCAAAAAAAUGUCUAAAACCAAUUUAAAAUCCUAAUAUUGUUCUUGAUUAGUAUUCACAAAUUGCUAGAUUGUGUUACAAUCAAAAAUGUAAUAAUGCUCUAUUAUUUCUUCUUGACUUUUUCAAUACUAAUCCUAUUGAAAAUAUAGAUAAUAAGAUCAACAUUUAAUAUUGUAAUGAAAUUGGACUAUCUUUACUUAUUAUUUAAUUGGAUUUAUAAGAAGAUUAUUAAUUUGUAUCAUUGUAUGAAGAUUAUCCAUUUGAUUAAAAAUAAGAUUAUGUUCUAUUUCUUUCAACUUUUUUAAAAUCAUCAAUAUUUUCUUUAAUUAAAAUUAAUUUAAGAAUUACCUAACCUAGUAAAUAUGUUUUUUAAGUUUCAGAAAACAAUUUGUUUAAGAAUUUUGAUGAGGUAGAAUUUUUAAAUUUUGAACUAAUCUUUUCUAAAAAUACAUCUUUAAUGUUUGAAAAUGAACAAUCUUAAGUAAGUUUUAAUUUUACUAAUCUCCUUAUUAGAAAUGGUUUUAUAAAUAGUAUAUUUUCAACUUUUCAUACUUCUAAUUAUGGAAAUAUUUAUUUUAACAAUUUACUUUUUUAGGAUGUACAAUUUUUAAACUGUAAUUUUUUACAUUUAGAAUCAUAAAAAGUGUUAAUUAAUGUUACUAUUGAUACACUUACAUUAUAAAAUUGUAAUUUAAUAAACUCUAACUUAUUUUCAUUUCUUAAUACUUAAGUUAAUGUAAUUGUUUAGAAUCUUAACAUUAAUUAAUGUAAUUUUACAAAUUCUACAAUAUUUUUAUUUUCAACUAAUCUUCCCUUAAAGAGUUUUAUUGAUGUAAAAGGUUUAAAUAUAUUAUAAUGCGAAUUCAAAUAUUCAAAUUUUAUCAACAGCACAAAAACUAUUAAUAUAAGAUUUUUUAAUAUUUUAUUUUAAUAUAAUUAAGUGAAUAGCUCAGUAGUAAUAUCUUAUAGUGAUAAUUUAUGGAUGUAUGAUGUCAAUAUUUUUGAAAAUUAUUUUAUAGAUUCAAAAUUUGCUUCUAUAAUUUAAGGAUCAGAAAAUAGAAUUACAAGUGAAAUUCUAAAUUUUGAAGCUAAUGAAAAUAUAUUUCAAAAAUCUUAUCUAUGUUAGAUUAUAUCUAUCAGCUUGAAAAACAACUUAAUCUUAUAAUUAAUGAAUAUACGCCUUAAUAAAAACAUUUAUUUGAUUACACUUGAUGGUUACUAUCCAUUAUUUUCAAUAAGUUGUAUUGAAUUGCUUAUUAAAAAUGCUUAAAUAAUAGAUUAAAAUAAUUGUAAAAUAUUCAACAUUUUUGAUAGUUUUUCUAUCAUUUUAGAAGAUAUAAAUUAUUAAAAUUCAGUUUAAAAUUUUAAAGUACCUUUAAAUUAAAAUUGUGCUUCUUAAAAUGAAAUAAAAAAUCAGCUUUUAUCUAUAUAAGGUGUUUUAAUAGUUAAAUUAAAUAAUUUUAUGAUAUUUUAAUAAACCAGUUUUGAUUUAUCAUUAAUAGAUUUAGCUUAAAGCAGAUAGAAUUUAGUAAACUAAUUUAAAGAAAUUAUAAUAUAUAAUCUAACAUUUAAUAAUAAUUUAUUGAUACAAUAAUAUGAAACUAACUUUUUUUCAUUAAUAACAAUUUCCUCAGAAACCAAUAUAAAAAUUAUUAUUGAUAAUUUAAGAUAUAAUUAAAACUUUUUGCAUCAAUAAACAGAUGACAUACUAGAAUUAUCAUCUAGUUUACUCUUUAUUAGUUGUAGUGCUUGUUCUAUAAAAAUUAAUAAUAUUCAAUGUUAGAAUAAUGGAUUAACAAAUUCAUCCAAUUCAUUUAUUUUAAUAAACGUAUAUUUUGUUUAAUUUAAUAAUUUUACAAUUUAAAACCAUAAUUAUCUUCCUUAAAAUCUAUGGGAGUAAUUUUAUGAUUUUAAAUUAAAUGAGAUUUUGUCAGAUGAGGAUAUAGAUCAUCUUAUGCAAUAAACUUUUAAAAUUUUAAAUAAAGGAGGAGCAGGGUCAAUAAUAGCAUCAGAAUUUUAUUGUUUUAAUUGCUCUUUUAUAAAUAUAAGAAGUUUCAAAAGUUCAUUAUUUGAUAUAAAAACUUAGGCUUAUGGAAUAAUAGAAUUAUAUAAUAUUUUUAUUAAAUUAGUUCUAACUUAAGCUUCUUCUAUAUCUGAUAGUUCUGGAUGUAUAAAUAUAUAUUCAUAGAAUAGCAUGUUAAAUUUAUAAAUUUAACAUGCAUCUUUUAUUGAAAUAUUUAAUUCAAUGAAAUCAUCGAUAUUAUCUAUAAUUCCAUCACAAAAAUAAAAUAAAAUAAUAUUAGUAGAUGUAAGGAUAAUUAAUUGUCUUUCAUUUAUGAAUUAAAUGAUGAAAAUUAUAUUUCCAAUUCAAUCUUUGGGGAAAAAUAAAUUAAUUAUGAAAAAAAUAAAAAUUAAACAAAAUGAUGAUGAUUGGGUAAGAUUUUUUUAAGUUUUUGGAGUUAUUUUAGGCUAAAGUGAAAUUAAGGAAAUAGGUGGAGAUGAUAACGCUUUAUUAUAUAUAGAUAGAUGUGAUGUUACAUUUAUAGAUUUAGAAAUAGAAGGUAUUUUCAUAUCAUCUCUAUUCUAAAUAAAAAAUGCAUUGCAAGUAUUACUUAUUAAUUGCAAAUUCAUUUAAAUAUAAACUUUUUAAUUUUAAGAUUUAAUUUAUUUAACUUAUUCUAAAGAUUAAAAACCAUCUGUUUCAUUUAAAAAAGUAAAUAUUGAAAAAAUUUAAUAAUUUGAUUUAAAUUUAUUAAAUCCUUUUAUAGAAUCUAAAUAAAAUUAUAAUAUUAUUUAUUGUGAAAUAUGUAAGUCUGAUUAACAGCCUUAAAAAAUUGAGCAUCCUAUAAUCAAUUUUAUGAAUUAGAUAAAGAAGAUAUAAAAAGAAAACUCAAUCAUUUUUAUUUAAGGUAGUUCAAGUGAAAUUUAAUUGAAUUUUGACAGUUUAAAUUUAAAUAAUAUAAAUUGUUAAACAUGUUCAAAUGGUUUAAUUUAUGUUGAAAGUGAUUCGUUUAAUUAAUUUAAAAUUUAAGAUUUUGAUUGUAAUUAUAAUAAUGUUAAUUAAUAUGGUUGUUUGAAUUUUAAAAUGAAGGCAGGUUAAAAUAAAUUGAUAAAAAUAAUUAAAUCUAACUUUAUGUUUAAUAAAGGAGGGUAAGGUGCAGGAAUUACAGCUACAAAUAUAUCUUUAUAAAUAUAAUAAUGUAGAUUCAUUAAUAAUACUGUUUUAUCAUAUGGAGGAGGACUUUAUCUAGAAUUAAAUAGUAGUAAUUUUUAAAUUAAAUAAUCUGUAUAUAUAUAUAAUUAAGCUGCUUUUGGAGGAGGAGGAAUUUAUCUAUCUAAUGACUCUAAUUUAGUAAACUAAAAUUUAAUAUAAUCAAUAAUAAAUUUUAAUAAGGCUGAAUUUUUCGGAAAUAAUAUUGUUGAAGCUCCAACUCAUUUAGUAUUGAAUAUAAAUAACUUGGAAAUGUAAUCAUAAAUAUAAAAUAUCAAUAAUACAUAAAACCAUAUUUUGUAAAUUAACCCAUAUAAAACUAUUUAAUAAGGAUAAUUAUUAUUUACAAACUACUUAAUGAUACCAAGUAAUUAAGAAAUAAAAUAAUAUAAACUUUAUAUUCCUGAAGCUUAAAAGUUCAAAAUUUAUCUGUAAAAUAUUGUUUUAACUUGGAGGAAUAAUUAAAAUGAAUAUCUUUAAUUUAAUGGAAAAUCAACAUGUGAAAUAAUUUAAAAUACUUUGUCAAAAAAUUAAGUAGUAUAAGGUUCUACAGUUAGUUAAAUUUUAGAAUAUGACUUAUAAAAAUAACAUUUUGAUUUUGGUUCUUUAUCUUUUUCUUUUGAUCCAUAUAUAAAUGGUUUUGAUGAAGUAUUACAAAUUUAAUUAAAUUGUAAAAAUAUAUAAUAUUAAUAAAUUUUACAUUAUGUUGUAAAUUUAAAAAGUUUUAAAUGUUAACUUGGAGAAUUUUAUGUUAAAGAAGGAUGUUAAUUGUGCUAAUAAAAUUAAGGAUAUUAUUCUGUGACAUAUGAUGCAUUAAAAUGUUCAAUUUUUGAUAAAACAAAAUUUUUAAAUGUGACUUCUAAUAAUAUAUAGUUAAAGAAUGGUUUUUGGAGGCCUCAUUAUUUGUCUGACUUUACAGAAUAUUGUUUUAAAAAUGAGAAAUUUUGUUAAGGAGGUUGGAAAACUGGAAAUGAAUUAUGUUAUUAAGGUAGAAUUGGAGGAUUAUGCGAAGAAUGUGAUCAUUAUAAUAUUAGAGGUGAUGGUUAUUAUUUUAAAGAUUCAGAAAAUAACUGUCUUAAUUGUUCUAAUGCUUCAAGUCUUAUAGCAUAGUAUAUAAUCUUAUCUAUUUGGUAUAUAUAUAAUUAUUAUUAAGGGUUUUACUUUCCAUAAUUUUAACUUUAAGAAGUAUAGAUAAAACUAAUAAACUAUUUGCUACUCUUAAAAUUAGAUAGAAAAUUGGUAAAAUCAUAUUUAAAUUAAAUUAAGGUAUUUUAUUCAAUAAAAAUAGAUCAUGAAGGUAUAUUAAUUAAAUUAUUUCUUAAUUAUUUUUGGAUCUUUUCAAUAAUAUUUACAUUUAAUGUUGAAUUUUCUUUUUCAUUUGAUUUUAUUGAUAAAAUUAGUAAUACUUCUAAUUUUUUAGCAAAUAGUUUGGAUUGUUAUUUAGCCGAUUAUCAAUCAAUUUAAUUAAUAUAUUCUAGAAUAAUUGUCCUGCCUUUUUUAAUGGGAAUAUAAUUUUUAGUGAUUAUCAUAGGAAUUAAAGCAUUCUCAAUUGUUUUGAAGUAAUAAUUUGGCAGUAGUAUUAUUUCAAAUACUUUACUCUAUUUAUAUGUAUCAAAUUAUGCAGGAUUAGUUAAAUAGUAAAAUAAUCAUAUUAUUUAGAUUAUGUUCUAUACUUUCUAAAAGGGAAAUAUCUAAUACAUCUUAUAUUCAAGGUGAUGUAUCUUUAUUAUAUGGAUCAAAUAAUCAUAAAAUUGGAAUGUUACUUUUUGCAUUGCCUGGCUUAGGUAUUUUUAGUUGUUUGAUUCCCAUAUCCUUAUUCUUUUUAAUGUAUAUCAAAAGAGAUAAACUUGAUGAUAUUAAACUUAGAAGACAUAUAUGUUAUUUAUUUAAUGAAUAUCAUCAUAAAAGAUAUUAUUGGGAAUAAAUUAAAUUAACUAAGAAAACUAUCAUUAUAUUAAUUGUGACAUAAUUUGAAACUAAUACAUUUCUGAAAGUUUCACUAUUGGGUUUAAGUUUACUAUUUUAUUAAUUGUUGGUCUUACAUAAUAAACCAUAUGCAAUCUCUAGGUUUAAUUAUCUUGAUUUAUAAAGUGGAUAGAUUUGUUUAAUAGCAAUAUUUAUAGCUGCAGCUAAAUAUGCAAGUUAACAGUAUAAUGAUUCAUUUUCUUCAUUCAUAUUUCAGAUUACAAUCAUGUUGCUUUGUAUUAAACUUGGAUAUUCUUUUAUCUUCAAUUUAUUAAAGAUAUACUAUAAAAAAUACAGAAUACAAAUUAUUACUUUGUUGUUUUAAUUAUUUAAGAAAAUUAAUCCAAAUUUAAGACUAUCUAAAUAUUUUAAUAAUUUAUUAUCAAAGUGGUAAGCAUAAGAUACAAGAUUAAAGUCAAACUAUUCAAAAUUAAGAUUCCACUUAUUUUCACUCUCAAAAAUUAAUAUUAGAAAUUUUAGGUAAUAAAAACUUCUUAUUUUAGAAAUCCUUCAUUAUCUAUUUAAUUUUCAACCACUAUAUCUUCAGUAAGGAAUCAGUAAACUAUUACUAGAAAUUUAUUAUCUAGAGAAGGAAUUUGA
Molecule: messenger RNA, 8623 nt
Organism: Paramecium sonneborni
Lineage: Eukaryota; Ciliophora; Oligohymenophorea; Peniculida; Parameciidae
Source: the annotation of a GenBank genome assembly